Mycotypha africana is the source of this 942-nucleotide messenger RNA. RefSeq lists its product as uncharacterized. The transcript has 2 exons. Bases 1 to 942 code for a protein of 313 amino acids. Gene Ontology annotation, molecular function: oxidoreductase activity. The record is from RefSeq and is a predicted model, not a curated record. Lineage: Eukaryota; Fungi; Mucoromycota; Mucoromycetes; Mucorales; Mycotyphaceae.
AUGACUGUUAACUUUGACGAGGACCUUCCCCAAGAUGUUUACGAGUUCAACGAAAUCCGCAAGAACAUGGAUUGGGAAAAGUCCGGAGUGGCCGCUCUUUUGAAACCUGCUCCUGUUACCCAGCAUUUACCCUCGUUCGACGCAGAAGGCAAACCUUGCUUCAAGCCUUAUCGCGGAUCAGGAAAGCUCGAAGGAAAAUAUGCUCUCAUUACUGGUGCUGAUAGCGGUAUUGGUAGAGCCAUUGCUAUGUGCUAUGCUUUGGAAGGUGUCAAAGGUAUCACUAUCGUUUAUCGUGAUGAAAGAGAAGACGAUGAUGCUUUAUACACCAAGAAGACGAUUGAAGCGCAAACCAACUGUCAAAUUCAUUUGAUUGCUCGUGAUAUUGGUUACGAAGAAAACUGCCGUGAGAUCCUGGAUGCUCACUUACAGACUUUUGGAAGAAUUGAUAUUCUUGUGAACAAUGCAGCUGAGCAGCAUAAAGUGACGCGUAUUGAAGAUCUUGAUUGCCCCACAGUGGAACGAACUUUCCGCACCAAUGUGUUUGGUCCUAUUUUCAUGACGAAAUUGGUGUGUGCUCAUCUCAAGGCGGGUGGUGUCAUUGUUAACACGGCGUCCGUUGCUGCUUACCGUGGUAUGGAUGUCCUUGUUGAUUACUCUGCCACCAAGGGUGCCAUCGUGUCAUUUACUCGUGCUCUUUCGCAGCAAUUGGCCGAUAGACGCAUCCGUGUGAAUGCUGUUGCUCCCGGACCUGUUUGGACACCUUUGAUUCCUAACACUUUCUCCAGAGAAGAAAUUCAAAAGUUUGGCUCCUUCCCUCCUUUGAAGAGACCUGCUCAACCAUGUGAAAUCGCUGCUGCUUUCGUCUUUUUGGCUUCCGAUGAUUCAUCUUUCAUUACCGGCCAGGUAGUUCAUCCCAACGGUGGUACUGUCAUUAAUACCUAA